AGGGAGGAGGAGGAGGGAGGGCGCCGGGCUGCGCUGUGCUGCUAGUCUGGAGCGGAGCCUGGCAGCGGCAGGAGCGGCGGCGCGGGGGUGAGGAGCAGCCGGAGCCUGCUGGACGGAGGCAGCCCCGUCCCCCUCCCCUCCCCCUCGCCUCUUUCUUUGUGCGCAGGGCAGGGGCGGCCCCGAUCCAUGGUCAUGGGCGACAAGAAGAGCCCGACCAGGCCGAAAAGGCAAGCCAAACCUGCAGCCGACGAAGGCUUUUGGGAUUGUAGCGUGUGCACCUUCAGGAACAGCGCCGAAGCCUUCAAGUGCAGUAUCUGCGAUGUCAGGAAAGGCACCUCCACAAGAAAACCUAGAAUAAACUCUCAGUUGGUGGCACAACAAGUUGCCCAGCAAUAUGCAACCCCACCACCACCUAAGAAGGAGAAGAAGGAGAAAGUGGAAAAACAAGACAAAGAAAAACCUGACAAAGAGAAGGAAAUUAGUCCAAGUGUUACAAAGAAGAACGCUAACAAGAAGACUAAACCAAAGUCAGACAUUGUGAAAGAUCCUCCUAGCGAAGCAAACAGCAUACAGUCUGGGAAUACUACAACAAAGACCAGCGACUCAAAUCACACUUCAAGACCCAGACUGAAAAACGUGGACAGAAGUACCGCACAGCAGCUGGCAGUCACAGUGGGGAAUGUCACAGUAAUUAUCACAGACUUUAAAGAAAAGACUCGCUCUUCUUCCACGUCGUCUUCUACAGUGACCUCCAGUGCAGGAUCAGAACAACAGAAUCAGAGCAGCUCGGGCUCUGAGAGCACAGACAAGGGCUCGUCCCGUUCCUCCACGCCAAAGGGGGACAUGUCAGCAGUCAACGACGAAUCUUUCUGAAAAUUGCACAUGCAGUUGUGGAAACUAUGAAUUCAGGGUAUGAAAUUCAAACACUCCACCUGCCCAUGCUGUUCAGAUCCUGGAGAGCCUCUUCUGUGCUUGAACACACACUCUUGGACAUCGACCUCUUACUGAUGCAACCAGGAUAACUUCUGCUUGCCGUGGGCAUCUGGCCACCACGGAAUUUCUCACCCUGACGAUUACUCUUGACACUUUUAUGUAUUCCAUUGUUUUAUAUGAUUUUCCUAACAAUCAUUUAUAAUUGGAUGUGCUCCUGAAUCUACUUUUUUAUAAUAUCUGCUGUGCACAAUUUUCCAUGAACAUUACAACUUUUUGUUUUGGGGUAGGGAGCGGGUGGGGAGGGAAGGGGGCUUUAUUUAUUGCAUUCACAAACUCCAUCCUCUUUCAACAUAUCCUUUUUAAGUUCAGUUCUUCUUCCAGUUAUACUGUGUACUAUCAGUUUUGAUAUAAAUUAUAUAUAAAUAUAUAUAUAAAUAAAUAUAUAUAAAGGGUUAUUUGAAACCAAUACAUGGAAACGCUGGUGCUUGAAACACUGUGAAGUGAAAAAAAAUCAUUUUUGAACAGUUCAAGAUCUGGGACAGUCCCCUUCUGUGAAAGUACUGAAACUGAAACAGAACUGGUCUUAGGUGAAAAGCAUUCCUGAAGGUUUGAAUCUGGAUGGGACCUAUUCUCUAUUGUUCCUUCCCCGUUUCUCCCGUAAGCAAUGUCUAAAACGUACUGGACACGCGGUUUUGAUUUUUAUAGCUUGGGAUCUGAAAUGAGAAACAGUUACUCCAGGUAGCUUGUAUUUCCCUGAGGGUAAUUCAGAUUUGGUGAUGUGCAAGUUCAUGUCCGGCUGGAGUGUAAGCGUUCACAACCAGACUGGUGUUGGCAUGGCACAGAGUCAUUGUUUUAGUAACGUGAGUAUCACUCUUGUGCAUAGCCAAUCCCACAGAUGUUUGGUGUUCUUAGAUUUAAUAAUUUAGUCCAUCUGCAUCAGUGACCAAGAUAACUUUAGAACUGGAGUGGUUUGCUUUGGGUUAGAAGGCAGCAGGGAGCUGUAGGGCUGGGAGUGAUUGCAGGUUGAGGGAGCAAGCUGGUGCUCAUUCCAGCCCGCAGCAUGUGGGUCAGUCCUUGUCUGUCCCAUCUGUGCUGUUGGGGUGGCUCUUCUUGAAAUCCAUCUCUAUUCCAAGAGUGGUUUCUGAACAGAACCUCCUCCAGUGAUGAUGCUGGGCUUGUCAGCAUUUGGACACUUCUCAGUCUCCUGUGAUGGGAGCAAAAGUAGGGAAAAACCUUCAUGCUGGCAAAUGAGUGACACGUGUGGCUUGUGCUCAUUACCAGCAUCUCCUUCAUUCUUGCUCUAAAGCUAUUCAGACUGUAAUUUCUUUUCUUGGGCUGUUAAUGUUGCUUUACAGUUUACCUUCCAUGCAUUAUCCUGCUAAAACACUAGGCUGAAGAGGUGAAACAAAACAACAAAUCCCAAACCUUUUCGGCUUUUCAUCUUUCUUUAGUGGCCCCAGGGUGCUUUGCAGUAAUUUCAGGUGCAGAGGCUAUGGCUUCAUUUAACAUCAAAUGCAUAACUUUUGGGCAUGGUGAAAGAGGGCCACAUUUCGACAACUUUGUGCCAGCUUGUUAUAUUGUGAAUUAUUUGCUUGAUGAGUAAUUUCUCUUUGUGGAGGCAGCUGA
Molecule: messenger RNA, 2559 nt
Organism: Neopsephotus bourkii (Bourke's parrot)
Lineage: Eukaryota; Metazoa; Chordata; Aves; Psittaciformes; Psittacidae
Gene: RYBP
Product: RING1 and YY1 binding protein
Exons: 5
Coding region: 187-873 (228 amino acids)
Biological process (GO): positive regulation of DNA-templated transcription
Cellular component (GO): nucleus
Molecular function (GO): transcription coregulator activity; DNA binding
Source: RefSeq, a predicted model, not a curated record